CUAUCUCAUUUUUCCAUCAUUGCCUCUCUCACCUUUCACAGUUCAACUCUCAUUCAUUUUCCUUUUCAAGCUUUCUUAUUCCUGACUUGGUUUUUCCUAGUAAUAAAAAAGGUAAGUCCUUUGACCCCCCCCCCCCAAGCUUUGCAUUUUCAUCACUAUUUUUCUUUGGAGAUGUUUUCUUUGGUUUUAGCUCUCUUGUGCUUUCAUGGUGUUGUAGUGACUUGUUUGAAUAAUGAAGGGUAUGCACUUUUAUCCUUUAAGAACUCCAUUUAUGAGGACCCUGAAGGGUCUUUAAGCAACUGGAACUCUUCUCAUGACAACCCUUGUUCAUGGAAUGGGAUUGCAUGCAAAGAACAAAGGGUUGUUUCCAUUAGCAUUCCAAACAAUAAACUCCGUGGAUUUCUUCCUUCUGCUUUAGGCUCUUUGUUUGAUCUUCGCCAUUUGAAUUUGAGGAACAAUAAGUUGUUUGGGGCUUUUCCUGUUGAGCUGCUUGAAGUUGAGGGAUUACAAAGUUUGGUUCUGUAUGGGAAUUCAAUGUCUGAGGCUUUGCCAAAUCAAAUAGGGAAGCUUAAAUACCUUCAAACAUUGGAUUUAUCUGAGAAUUUCUUUAAUGGUUCAUUGCCUUCAUCAAUUGUUCAAUGCAAGCGACUAAGGACCCUUGAUCUUAGCCAAAACUAUUUCACUGGUUCACUCCCAAAUGGGUUUGGAACUGGCUUGGUUUCUCUUGAAAAUCUCGAUCUUUCAUUCAAUAAGUUCAAUGGUUCAAUUCCUUGGGAUUUUGGGAAUCUUUCUAGUUUGCAAGGAACUGUUGAUUUGUCUCACAAUCUCUUCACUGGUUUAAUCCCAGGUAGCCUUGGUGAUCUUCCUGCGAAGGUUUAUAUUGAUCUCACCUAUAACAAUUUAAGUGGUCCAAUACCCCAAAAUGGUGCUCUAAAGAACAGAGGACCAACAGCAUUUGUUGGUAAUCCUGGUCUUUGUGGCCCUCCGUUGAAGAACCCUUGUUCUUUGGAUACUACUGGUGCGACUUCGCCUUCUUCACAUCCGCUUCUGCAGGAUAAUAACUCGACUGGGAAUUCAGCUGACAAUGAGAGAGGACUAAGUAAGGGAGCUGUUAUUGCUAUUAUAGUGAGUGAUAUAAUUGGAGUAUGCAUUCUUGGGAUGCUGUUAUCCUAUUGUUGUUCAAUCGUCUGCGUUUGUGAUAAUGAUAAAGAUGAUCAUGGUGAUGGGUUUGAGAAGGGAAGGAAUGGAAAGGGAUGUUCGUGCUUCCGGAAAGUUGAGUUGGAAACUUUAUCGGAAAAUCUAGAGCAGUAUGAUCUUGUGCUGUUGGAUACACAAUUGGCAUUUGAUUUGGAUGAACUACUUAAAGCUUCUGCUUUUGUACUGGGGAAGAGCGGAACUGGUAUCAUGUACAAAGUCGUGCUCCAUGAUGGGCUUAUUUUAGCUGUUAGAAGACUGGGAGAAGGUGGCUCUCAAAGGUUUAAGGAAUUCCGGACUGAAGUAGAAGCAAUUGGAAAGCUGAGGCAUCCGAACAUUGUUACUCUCAGAGCCUAUUAUUGGUCUGUCGAUGAAAAGCUCCUUGUAUAUGAUUAUGUACCUAAUGGAAGCCUUGCCAUUGCAUUGCAUGGGAAGGCUGGGAUGGUAUCUUUCACACCGUUAUCUUGGCCUGUACGACUAAAAAUCAUUAAGGGUAUAGCCAAAGGCUUGGUUUAUCUACAUGAAUUCAGCCCCAAAAAAUAUGUUCACGGAGAUUUGAAGCCGAGUAACAUAUUACUUGACCAGAAUAUGGAAUCACGGAUAUCUGAUUUCGGACUUGGACAACUAGCUGAUAUUGCUGGGAAUUCCCCAAUCAUGCAAUCUGACCGAAUGCCUUCAGAUGAACCCCAAGAGAGACUACAAAAGAGUGCUUCCUCGGAAGCUACUGCCAUUUAUUCCUCCACGAACUUGAGAUCUUUUUACCAGGCUCCCGAAGCCCUGAAAGUAGUAAAACAAUCACAGAAGUGGGAUGUCUACUCAUAUGGGGUAAUCUUGCUAGAAAUGCUCACAGGGAAAUACCCUGUUGUUUGUGUAGGUAACUCGGAAAUGGAUCUUGUUCAUUGGAUUCAGCUAUGCAUUGAAGAAAAAAAACAACUUUUGGAUGUUUUAGAUCCGUAUUUAGCACCGGAUGCGGAUGAAGAGGAGGAGAUAAUAGCAGUUCUAAAGAUCACAAUGGUUUGUGUCCAUAGCAGCCCUGAAAGAAGACCUACCAUGAGGCAUGUCUUUGAUGCUUUGGAAAGGUUGACAACAUCAACUGAUUAAGAAAUCAUUAAAACCAAGUUCCUUUCAUCAAACUGGGGAGGCAUGGUUUCGAAAUUAUGGUUAGUUCUGCUUCAACUGAAACUGUUAGCUCGUAUGUACAGCAAUAACGACGCAAUCAUGCUGGAGACAAAAUGUUCAUGUCUUUGUUUUUGUAGGAUUCCUUCUUAGGUAAUAUGUUAUUGCUAGGUAAGUUCUUUUUGCAUGAAAUGGCUGUUGGUGUAUGUGUGUGUAUAUAUAUGUGAAGUAUACGUGAUAGGUCAUAUUGGUAAAACCAAUCAUUUUAUUUGUUUUUUUUUUCCUACUAUGUUACGAAUAUUUUUCAUGUAUUUAGAGGACCUUAGAAUUAUAUAUCCAUAUCUGGGAAAUCUAUAUAAACAAGGUUGAAUUGUUAAAA
Molecule: messenger RNA, 2689 nt
Organism: Gossypium raimondii (Peruvian cotton)
Lineage: Eukaryota; Viridiplantae; Streptophyta; Magnoliopsida; Malvales; Malvaceae
Product: receptor protein kinase-like protein ZAR1
Exons: 2
Coding region: 172-2295 (707 amino acids)
Biological process (GO): protein phosphorylation
Molecular function (GO): ATP binding; protein kinase activity; protein binding
Source: RefSeq, a predicted model, not a curated record